This is a messenger RNA of Arabidopsis thaliana (thale cress), 1846 nucleotides long. It is a transcript of the gene GRF9, whose product is annotated as growth-regulating factor 9. The record is from RefSeq and is marked reviewed. Gene Ontology annotation, cellular component: nucleus. Gene Ontology annotation, biological process: plant organ development; developmental process; regulation of DNA-templated transcription. The transcript is spliced from 3 exons. Bases 329 to 1252 code for a protein of 307 amino acids. NCBI's taxonomy places the organism in Eukaryota, Viridiplantae, Streptophyta, Magnoliopsida, Brassicales, Brassicaceae. Gene Ontology annotation, molecular function: ATP binding.
GUUUAAAGAGGGAAACUCAACUUUUUUUAUUGUCCGAAAAGUAUUCAAAUAAGGCUGAAAAACGCUGACGCAUUUGUCAGAAACCUGACAACUGCCUUUAAAUCUCUUCACACUCGCCUCUUCGUCUUUCCUCUGUUUUUCUUUUACUCUUUCUCUCUCUAUUGAACAGUAGCGAGCAGAGCAAGAGAUUUUAGUAUCUGUUUGGUUUUGUUGUUAAAGCUUUUUCUUCUUGGGAGGUGGGUUUUUGCUUCUCUGUGUCGCUAGUUUCAAAAGCUGUCUCCUUUUUCUUGGAAUUGAAUAAAGCUUCCCCAAAAAUCCAAUUUUUGUUAUGAAGAUGCAGAGCCCUAAAAUGGAGCAGGAGGAGGUUGAGGAGGAGAGGAUGAGGAAUAAGUGGCCGUGGAUGAAGGCGGCGCAGUUAAUGGAGUUUCGGAUGCAAGCUUUGGUGUAUAGAUACAUAGAGGCUGGUCUCCGUGUGCCUCAUCAUCUCGUGGUGCCUAUUUGGAACAGUCUUGCUCUCUCUUCUUCCUCCAAUUACAACUAUCACUCUUCUUCUCUGUUGAGUAACAAGGGAGUAACCCAUAUCGACACGUUGGAAACUGAACCAACUAGGUGCAGGAGAACAGAUGGGAAGAAAUGGCGCUGUAGCAACACGGUCCUUCUAUUCGAGAAGUACUGUGAACGGCACAUGCAUAGAGGUCGUAAACGUUCAAGAAAGCUUGUGGAAUCUUCUUCUGAGGUUGCUUCAUCAUCAACCAAAUACGACAACACUUAUGGUUUGGAUAGGUAUAACGAGAGUCAGAGUCAUCUUCAUGGGACAAUCUCGGGUUCUAGUAAUGCGCAGGUAGUUACCAUUGCUUCACUGCCUAGUGCCAGAUCCUGUGAAAAUGUCAUUCGUCCGUCUUUAGUGAUCUCUGAAUUCACAAACAAAAGUGUGAGUCACGGCAGAAAGAACAUGGAGAUGAGUUAUGAUGACUUUAUUAAUGAAAAAGAGGCGAGUAUGUGUGUUGGAGUUGUUCCUCUUCAAGGUGAUGAGAGCAAACCUUCGGUUCAAAAGUUCUUCCCUGAGGUAUCUGAUAAAUGCUUAGAAGCUGCAAAAUUCUCAAGCAACAGGAAGAAUGAUAUAAUUGCAAGAAGCAGAGAAUGGAAGAAUAUGAAUGUUAAUGGUGGUUUGUUUCAUGGUAUCCACUUUUCUCCAGACACUGUUCUUCAAGGUAUUUUACCUUUGCAACCUUGGCUUAUCGUCAUUUCAUAGGGAUUUUCAGACAUGACCUUCUGGGUCUUAUAUCUUGCUUCUUCGUUGUAGAACGUGGUUGUUUUCGUUUACAAGGAGUUGAAACAGACAAUGAACCAGGAAGGUGCCGAAGAACAGAUGGGAAGAAGUGGAGAUGCAGCAAAGAUGUUUUGUCUGGUCAGAAGUACUGCGAUAAGCACAUGCAUAGAGGUAUGAAGAAGAAGCAUCCAGUUGAUACUACUAACUCACAUGAGAAUGCCGGGUUUAGCCCGUUAACCGUGGAAACAGCUGUUAGAUCGGUUGUGCCUUGCAAAGAUGGAGAUGACCAGAAGCAUUCUGUUUCAGUCAUGGGAAUUACACUGCCCCGAGUUUCUGAUGAGAAGAGCACUAGCAGUUGCAGUACCGACACUACCAUUACUGACACAGCUUUAAGGGGUGAAGACGACGAUGAGGAGUACUUGUCUUUGUUUUCACCAGGUGUUUAGAAACAUAGAAAUGUUGUCGAGGUUCAAAUGAUGUUUUUAGUUUCAAUCUAAGGAUCUUUCUGUGUUAGAUGUUAGAAGAAGUCAAAUCACAAAAAAAUAUCGAGACACGAAUUUUAGCUAAGAUUAUAUU